Molecule: messenger RNA, 1280 nt
Organism: Trichomycterus rosablanca
Lineage: Eukaryota; Metazoa; Chordata; Actinopteri; Siluriformes; Trichomycteridae
Exons: 2
Coding region: 91-564 (157 amino acids)
Biological process (GO): protein ubiquitination; modification-dependent protein catabolic process
Cellular component (GO): nucleus; cytoplasm; cytosolic small ribosomal subunit
Molecular function (GO): structural constituent of ribosome; protein tag activity; ubiquitin protein ligase binding
Source: RefSeq, a predicted model, not a curated record
UAACUGGAUCAGAGACGCAUCAUCAAGAGCAUCAACAACUUUAUAUUUACUUUAUAUUUAUACACACAAGGUCAUUAAUCAGUGGACACCAUGGAGCUCAUCAUUAAACUGCUGAGUGGAGAAACACGUUCUGUGUCCAUCACACCGACCACCACUAUCGGUGAGCUGAAGCGCACUAUCGCCCAGAUGUACAGCACCAGCACCUCACGCCUGAAGCUCUCAGUCACCAACGGUCGCAUCAUCCAGCUGGACCACGACCAGAAGACCGUGAGUGAUUACGGCCUGAUGUCAGGAUCCACCGUGAUGCUGCUGAUCUCUGCGACCUCCAUGCCUUUCCAAGUGUUCGUGAAGAACGAGAAGGGCCAGACCAAAACGUACGAUGUCACAGAUGAAGAAAACGUCGCUCAGCUGAUGAGGAAGGUCUCCCAAAAAGAGGGCAUACCGGUGGACCAGCAGAGGCUGAUUUUCAACGGCCGACAGCUCGAGUCUAACAUGAGGCUGCAGGAUUACAACAUCACUUCUGAAAGCACCAUUUUCUUGACCCUCCGACUGAGAGGAGGCUGAAGGGACGAACUCACGUGGAGAUCAUUUUAUGUUUAGAAAUGUAGUUAAACUCUUGUGUUGAAAAUCCAAGUAAAAACAGUUGUCUUCACAUUCCUUUAUGCAAGUUUGCAGUCAGUCACAAUUCCACUCGUGUUAGUUAGUUAGUUAGAUAAGGAUCUAAUUUCUUUAUUUUGCUUUUGAUGCACUUUUUUCUAUAUUGCUGGACUCUGUAUUACUGGUUUCCAGUAUUGGAAGUCUUAGGAAGUUUCCUCAUUUCCCUGUUUAAUGUAUUAAUUUAUUAAAUUAUAAAAUUCCUGUUUGCAUUUGUAAUCACUGCCUGGACCAACAGUUCGAUAAAUUGCCUGAGAUCACGUCUGUUGGUGUAAAUAUACUAUUUUUAUUAAAGCUGUUUACUGUUAGUUUUAAAUACGGUUAUAUCAAAAUCGUUUUAAUUUCAUUUGUUUAUGUUGAACAUGUAUAUUCAUAAAUAAUGUCUAUUUUCCUCAGUAUGUAUGUAGAAUUUUACAUUCAAAUGUCCCAUAAAGCAUUAGAUUUAUGUUAAAUUAAAAAUAGAAUGUAUUUUAUGUAGAUUUGUUUAGAUCUGUACUGCACUUUCCUAAACGUUAACAUAUUGUAUCGUUAAUUAAAAUAUUAGGUGGCUAGUAAUGAUUCACUAUGUACAUUUAAUUCCCUGAUCAAAAUUUUACCUCUGUUACAAAAAGUAUUAAUAAAAUAUA